AUGUCUAGCCCUCCUCCACCGACAACUACACCUCGUCUUAAGUUUGAUUUUCCUGACUUCGAACAACCGAUCAUAACUGACUUCCCGGUUCCCGAGGGAUCAACAAGGCCAUGCUUCUCAGCUAACCCAACUCCAGUACAUGAAACAACCACGCCUGAACAGCCGAGUCCCCCAGUGGAAAGUCCAAUUAUGGAUAUGGAAGAGACCACACAAGUUCCCGAGGCAAUCAACAUCACCCCUCCUACGGAAAUGGAGCAGAAUCUAGUGCCGAUUGAAGAAGCCUCGGCCCACGAAUCGGGAAAAUCUACCAGCAACAACAAAGAGCCACCGCCAAAGAAAAGAAAAAAGAAGAAGCUCACUAAUGCUACUAAAACCACUGCUGGCUUAUCUCCUACGUCAUCAAACAGCUCUUCUCCUUCCGAGUCCCUUUCUCAGCCGGAGCCUACGACCAAUACUGCAGCUGAGACUACGAAUGAGACUCCCGAUAAUGACAAAGAGACUUCCAAGGUUACUGAAAAAGCCCUGCCUACUAAGCAUGCCAAGAUACUCAUCCGUGGACUUCCAGAUGAUUUUGAUACAGAAAUUAUUUCCCAAGAUUUUGGGAAGUUGGACUUAAAACUUCAUAAAAUUAUCCAGUUCAAGAAGAGGGAGGGCGGGUCUAUGGGCUCCUCCCCCUUUUUGUAA
Molecule: messenger RNA, 684 nt
Organism: Parasteatoda tepidariorum (common house spider)
Lineage: Eukaryota; Metazoa; Arthropoda; Arachnida; Araneae; Theridiidae
Source: RefSeq, a predicted model, not a curated record